AAAAGAUGGCAGCGCUCAGCAACAGCAACUUGGACAUCUCAGCGUCUAUCGCUGGCAUUCUGAAUGAAAAACACUGCUCUGAACACUUGCAGGUUUUGAAGACAUUUACGGCUGCGUUACGGGACAGGGAAUACAGGGAUGCUGUGCAGGAGCAGGCCUUCUCCCGUCUUUUGAAGGUCUUGACCGGGCUCAGUGAUGAGCUGCAGGAUGCCAGCGGAGACUGUGAGGACCCGCAGACUGUCGCCCUGCUGCUGCAGUUGAUUGCUGAGUGUUUCAGGGCCCAGAGGAACUCAUGUGUCCAGAGCACACGCAAUCAGAGUCUGCUCAGGGAGCUUGGUUUCAUUGACGUAUCCCUUAAACUUCUGAGCUUCCUUCAGACCACAAAUUUGGAGAACAGAGAUGGCAAAUUUGAACCUCUCCGUUGUGGGAUCCAGUUCCUUGGUAACCUGGCUGUGGGAAACCAAAUGUGUAAAGAUGACAUUUGGCAACUGAGCUUCCCUAAUCUUCUCCUGCAGCUGCUCAGUGCUGAGGAUGAGAAGACGGUGAACUACUCCUCUAUGGUACUCCACACAUGUCUGGAUGAAGCCAAAGUGGAGCAACUGUCUGAGCCACAGAACAUCCAGCUGGCACUCAGGGUAAUGGAUCUGUGUAGGAUUCAACCUGAUCUGGACUGGACGGUUCUCAUUGCAACCCAGCAUUUCCUCAAGUCUUCAGCUCUGGUGGAGAGCAUGUACUCAGGGAUGUCUCACCAUGAAAGAGUUACUCUGUUAGAGCUGCUCUUUGCCCAACUUAGAGAGGAAGACUCAGAGGAGUGUGGCAUCCCACCCAGUGUGGCUCGUUUCCUGGCGAACUGCUUCCAAACAGGUUGUGGGGCUGUGCUGGCACUUGCCACUGGUUCUGCUUCCAAUGAUGAGGUCCUGCAGGAGGCGCUGACAGUGAUUAGUCUGCUGGACGUUCUGUGCGAGAUGACCUCAGACCACAGGCAGUUCAUGUUCCUGCAGGACCACCCUGACCUUCUAGUGACCACUGUUGAGCUCCUGGAGCAGGUGCAUGCCAUAGGGAAGGCCAGUAAGAAUAUUUUCAGUGCUGCUCAGAACUUCUCCUCCUUCAGUGGAGACGGAGACUCUUCCUCCCAUUCUCCUGUCAUCAGCUUCAAGGCCCACCUCAUCCGGCUGAUAGGAAACCUCUGUCACAGAAAUACUAACAACCAGGAGAAGGUGAGAGAACUGGAAGGCAUCCCCCUCAUCUUGGACAACUGCAAUAUAGACAGCAACAACCCAUUCAUCAGCCAGUGGGCCAUCUUCGCCAUCAGGAACCUCCUAGAACACAACAAGCAGAACCAGCAGCUGGUCGCCGACCUGGAACGGCGUGGCCCCGCUGACUACUCUGCUCUUAAGGAGCUGGGUUUCCUGGUGGAGGAGCGAGAUGGAAGCCUGCUGCUCAAACCUGUGAGGAAGGACUCAUAAAAGCCUUGGAGAAGCAGGAGUAAGGAGAUCCCCCAACCCACGAGCUGGUUUUCAUGUGAAGUAAUUGUUUAGAAGGGAAUAAAGUACAUGUCCAUGCUUGUGUGAACAUGUACUCUUGUGCUGCAAGCCUCCAUAAUGUUACCUAGUAUUUAAGCUUCAUCUGCUGAUGAAUCGCUCAUCCUCUAUCAAACAUGUACGUUUUGUGCCUGUCCAGUAAAUUCGACAGCCACACUGCCGAUAUAUACAGUAAGCAAAAAAUGCUUUUGAAUUAGAUAUUUAUCUCAGAAGAGUAUGUAUAACUUAAUUUUCUACCUCUGCAAUUCUCAGAUGGGUCUUACAAUAAUCUUGACACAAAAAAGGUGUCAAGGGCUUUAAGAUGUCAGGAGCUUUUAUCAGCCCUGUCAUCAGUGAGGGGUCAAAGGGUACAGAUGACCACAGCCCAAGGCCCGGGGGGGGGGGGGGGGCAUGCGGAGGUGAUUUAUAUCACUGACAGUACAAUUUAUAUGUGUUUACAUAAAACUAUGUGUUAAACACAUUACAUCUGGUCAUCUGAUACCCCACCCCCUGCUGUUAUUGUGAAAAUGGUGCAAUCGAAACACUUGGCCAGUCAAACAGGCGGAACACACAGACUGACUAGCUUAGUCAAAAUGCUCAGUCACAAACAAUCAGGGGCUCAAAAACAGAAAAGCCAGACUAAAGAGAGCGUGAGAAAGUGAAAGGAGAAAAGAGGCAAUGGCCACAAUUCUGCGCCCCCCCCAAAAAAAAAAAUGUGAAGAAGCACCAGGUGUAAUAGGUAUUCAGCUGUUUUGGUGUCUCCUCUGUUUUGUUUUUAGGUAAAAGAAGUAGUAUAAUUGUCAGAGUCUGAUUUGAAAGAACAUUUCGAAAUAACUGACCUUUUGUGUUUAUAAUCAUUUUGAGUGUAUGUGUACAAAAUAGAGCAUGGCCUAUAUCACCAGGUUUGGAGAUGGUUCUCCAUCUGUCACUACAAGGCUAAUGGCCAAGAGCGUAUUUGAAACUGACCGUGUUGGUAUUACA
This is a messenger RNA of Toxotes jaculatrix (banded archerfish), 2501 nucleotides long. It is a transcript of the gene atxn10, whose product is annotated as ataxin 10. The record is from RefSeq and is a predicted model, not a curated record. Lineage: Eukaryota; Metazoa; Chordata; Actinopteri; Toxotidae. Gene Ontology annotation, biological process: neuron projection development. Gene Ontology annotation, cellular component: cytosol. The coding region runs from base 6 to 1466 and encodes 486 amino acids. The transcript has 11 exons.